GUUAGAUAUGUGAGGAACAGCCCAAGUAGGUUGACUAAGUUCAAAGAAUGUGUUGACCUAGAGAAGGUUAACACUAAAGUUUUCUUAAUCCUUGAUGUGACCACUAGGUGGAAUUCUACAUAUUAUAUGUUGAAGGCUGCUGCUAGCUAUGAGAAAGUCUUUGCAAGGUAUGCUGAUGAGGAUCCGUACUAUGCAAUUGAUCUACUUAGUGACAAAGGUAAGGACAAGGGCCCUGGAGUUCGAGAAGAGCAGUAUUGGGAGAAUGUGAACAAGUUGGCAGAAUUUCUUGCACAUUUUGGUGAUCUAACAAUUCGUGUUUCUGCCUCACUACAUGUGACUGCUCACAGUUCUUUCCAUGAGAUUAGUGAGGUGAAUAUAUUAAUGAAAAAAUGGAUGGACGGUGGGGAUGGUUUGAAAAUUGCAAUGGCAGAGAGGAUGAAGGAGAUGUAUGACAAAUACAGGGGUAAUUGGCAUGAGCCCGAUCCCAACAAGAAGGGGAAGGAAAAGGAUAACAUGAACUUGCUGAUUUUCAUUGCAACAGCACUUGAUCCAAGAUACAAGCUUGCAGAAUACACACAUCUUGCCAUUUUGGAAAUGUAUGGGGAUGACAAAGGGCCUAAGGUGUGGCCUGCAAUCAAUACUUGUCUCCGAGAUUUGUUCGAAGAGCAUAGGGUGAUGUAUGCUCUAGAAAAUGUGUUGCCUCAAACCACCCGGGAAGCGGAAUCUGCAAGUGGAGGGCACACAAGCAUGAUGAAGUCUUUGAUUGCCAAAAAAAUGAGGUAGUAGCAAGUCUGAGCUGGACAAGUUCCUUGCUGAGGAAAUUGAAGAUGAUGGCCCAAACUUUGACAUGUUACUUUGGUGGAAGAUCAAUUCAUCCAGGUUUCCUAUACUGGCAUGCUUGGCUCGUGAUGCUUUGGCAAUCCCCAUUUCGACAGUUGCAUCAGAGUCUGCAUUCUCCACUAGUGGGCGCAUUUUUGAUGACUUCAGAACUUCUCUUGCUCCUUUUAUGGUAUAGAAGUUCUUGUAUGCACUCAAGAUUGGCUUUGACAUGGCACUCCUCCCAGCAUAGCAGAGAACAUCGAAGAGCUCACCAAGCUUG
Molecule: messenger RNA, 1099 nt
Organism: Aegilops tauschii subsp. strangulata
Lineage: Eukaryota; Viridiplantae; Streptophyta; Magnoliopsida; Poales; Poaceae
Source: RefSeq, a predicted model, not a curated record